This is a messenger RNA of Knipowitschia caucasica, 750 nucleotides long. NCBI's taxonomy places the organism in Eukaryota, Metazoa, Chordata, Actinopteri, Gobiiformes, Gobiidae. The record is from the annotation of a GenBank genome assembly.
AUGUGUCGCAAAAGUGGUUUAUGGGCAUCACAGACUGACGUCACAGACAUCAAAGCAUCACAGACUGACGUCACAGACAUCAAAGCAUCACAGACUGACGUCACAGACAUCAGUGACCCGAGGUUUGUGUCCAGGAAACGGAACUUCAUCCUCUUCUCCUCUCUCUUCCUCUCUCCUCCUCCUCUCUCUUCCUCUCUCUCCUCCUCCUCUCUCUUCCUCUCUCUCCUCCUCCUCUCUCUUCCUCUCUCUCCUCCUCCUCUCUCUUCCUCUCUCUCCUCCUCCUCUCUCUUCCUCUCUCUCCUCCUCCUCUCUCUUCCUCUCUCCUCCUCCUCUCUCUUCCUCUCUCUCCUCCUCCUCUCUCUUCCUCUCUCCUCUCUCUCCUCUCUCCUCUCUCUCCUCCUCCUCUCUCUUCCUCUCUCCUCCUCCUCUCUCUUCCUCUCUCUCCUCCUCCUCUCUCUUCCUCUCUCCUCCUCAUCCUCUCCUCCUCCUCUCUCUUCCUCUCUCCUCCUCAUCCUCUCCUCCUCCUCUCUCUUCCUCUCUCUCCUCCUCCUCUCUCCUCCUCCUCUCUCUUCCUCUCUCCUCCUCAUCCUCUCCUCCUCCUCUCUCUUCCUCUCUCCUCCUCAUCCUCUCCUCCUCCUCUCUCUUCCUCUCUCUCCUCCUCCUCUCUCUUCCUCUCUCCCCCUCCUCUCUUCCUCUCUCCUCCUCCCUCUCUCUCCUCUUCUCCCUCCUCCUGCUCCUCCUGGGCCGUGA